Messenger RNA from Psammomys obesus (fat sand rat), 2175 nucleotides. It is a transcript of the gene Tubb4a, whose product is annotated as tubulin beta 4A class IVa. Gene Ontology annotation, biological process: mitotic cell cycle; microtubule cytoskeleton organization. The record is from RefSeq and is a predicted model, not a curated record. The transcript is spliced from 4 exons. Lineage: Eukaryota; Metazoa; Chordata; Mammalia; Rodentia; Muridae. Gene Ontology annotation, molecular function: structural constituent of cytoskeleton; GTPase activity; GTP binding. Gene Ontology annotation, cellular component: cytoplasm; microtubule. Bases 198 to 1532 code for a protein of 444 amino acids.
CACUAGGAGCAUCAGAGCAUCUCGGCAGGCCCAGGAGGCGGAGCACGCGGCGACCCGGCGUGACGCGGGGCCGGCUCCCCUGAUAUAGAGGAGCCCGGCGGCGCAGAGUCAGAGCUCCGCAGCCACCUCAUCCAGUCUCCGGAGCCACCGCGGCCCGUCCACACCGUCCGCCAGCCGCCACCAGCAGCGCCACCGCCAUGCGCGAGAUCGUGCACCUGCAAGCCGGGCAAUGCGGCAACCAGAUCGGGGCCAAGUUCUGGGAAGUCAUCAGUGAUGAGCACGGCAUUGACCCCACCGGGACCUAUCAUGGGGACAGCGACCUCCAGCUGGAGAGGAUCAGCGUCUACUACAAUGAGGCCACAGGUGGAAAUUAUGUGCCCAGAGCCGUGCUGGUUGACCUGGAACCUGGCACCAUGGACUCCGUCCGCUCUGGCCCCUUCGGCCAGAUCUUCCGGCCGGACAACUUCGUGUUCGGUCAAUCGGGAGCUGGCAACAACUGGGCCAAGGGCCACUACACGGAGGGCGCGGAGCUGGUGGACGCAGUCCUGGAUGUGGUGCGGAAGGAGGCGGAGAGCUGCGACUGCCUGCAGGGCUUCCAGCUGACGCACUCGCUGGGCGGCGGCACGGGCUCGGGCAUGGGCACGCUGCUCAUCAGCAAGAUCCGGGAGGAGUUCCCAGACAGGAUCAUGAACACGUUCAGCGUGGUGCCGUCGCCCAAGGUCUCGGACACGGUGGUGGAGCCCUACAACGCCACGCUGUCGGUGCACCAGCUGGUGGAGAACACGGACGAGACCUACUGCAUCGACAACGAGGCGCUGUACGACAUCUGCUUCCGCACGCUCAAGCUGACCACGCCCACCUACGGGGACCUCAACCACCUGGUGUCGGCCACCAUGAGCGGAGUCACCACCUGCCUGCGCUUCCCGGGCCAGCUCAACGCCGACCUGCGCAAGCUGGCCGUCAACAUGGUGCCCUUCCCGCGCCUGCACUUCUUCAUGCCCGGCUUCGCGCCCCUCACCAGCCGCGGCAGCCAGCAGUACCGGGCGCUCACGGUGCCCGAGCUCACCCAGCAGAUGUUCGACGCCAAGAACAUGAUGGCCGCCUGCGACCCCCGCCACGGCCGCUACCUCACCGUGGCCGCCGUCUUCCGGGGCCGCAUGUCCAUGAAGGAGGUGGACGAGCAGAUGCUGAGCGUGCAGAGCAAGAACAGCAGCUACUUCGUGGAGUGGAUCCCCAACAACGUCAAGACGGCCGUGUGCGACAUCCCACCGCGCGGCCUCAAGAUGGCCGCCACCUUCAUCGGCAACAGCACCGCCAUCCAGGAGCUGUUCAAGCGCAUCUCCGAGCAGUUCACCGCCAUGUUCCGCCGCAAGGCCUUCCUGCACUGGUACACCGGCGAGGGCAUGGACGAGAUGGAGUUCACCGAGGCCGAGAGCAACAUGAACGACCUGGUCUCCGAGUACCAGCAGUACCAGGACGCCACGGCUGAGGAGGGCGAGUUCGAAGAAGAGGCCGAAGAGGAGGUGGCCUAGCGCCCCCCGCCCCCGCCGCCACUCCACCCCCGGGGCACACCAGCAAAGCUUUGACCCUGAGCUCCCACCUCUGUGCGCGCGCGCACACACACACACACACACACACACACACACACGCUGCCCGUCCCCUCGGACACCAUGCUGCGCAUCGUCACCACGAGGACCAAGGCCAGAGCCCAGGUUGCUUUUACUUGCUUGAACCCCUGCACCCCACUUUCUCCUCAGCCCUGCCAGGAAGGGCUCUUCUUGUCCCCUCGAGCCCCGCUCCUCCCCCUCCCCCCACAUACUCCACCCCCUUGGAUCUUGAGAUCCUUUUUCUCCUAUGUCCCUUCAUCGGGCCCUCCUAAACCUCUGACACACCCGGCUGUCUCUAGAUCUUGAUUUGUAUUUUACCCGCUCCGGAAAGCCCUCUUCACCUCUUGCCUCGCCUCACCUUUGAGCUCACAGCUCCCCGCUCUUGACCCACAACUCCACUCUCACUCCCUGUGUGUUCUUGCCCUUGUGCCUUAGUUCAGUUCCUACCAGAGAAGUGGGGAAGGGAGAAAGAGGCCUGUGGCCUGGGGUGAGAGGGCCCCUCCCCACUGCCCCUGCCCCCCCUGCUCUCCCUGCUGACCCUCCACCAAUAAAGGAGUCAUUGCUUUGA